AGAAGAGGGCAGAAAGCGAGGUCGCUCAAGCUGCACGCGGCUUGGGGGUCAAAAUGUCCCUAGCAAUGCAGCUCUGGUAACCUUAACCUUCCUCGCUCAAGGUCACCUCCGGAAGGGUGUGCGUGGGGAUGACUGUACUUCCGGCAGGUGAUGUGCAUCCUCUGUGCAUAUAUAUAUAUAAAUAAACACACUGGUGGCAGCAGAGUCCAGACCAUACACACGAUACGUGAAUGGGGUGUCACCUGACGGACCACGCUUACAAAUUUGUCUCAAAUAGAAAUAUUAUAGACCGAGUUUCCAUGAUUAACAUAUUUAUAUGUGCGGUUAAUUUAAUUUUAUAAUUCUUUAACAAGAGAUAGAAGUGAAUUGGUUAUUUAAAAAACUUUAGACCCCCUCCCCCAUAUCUGAAAUAGUUUCCCAACCACCUCUUUCCCUUCCCGGUCGUUUGCUGUAAAUACUGCUAAUCUAACAAUCCUCUUGCAUACGCACAACAAAGCACAAAGAUAUUUAUUCUUCCUUCUAACAAAAAAUCGAAGGAACCACAAAGUCAUCGAAACGUGCUACAAUAUGAAUGAAAAAUGUAACAGUCUGACGAGAGCAAUAGUGGUGUUGUUGACGUUAGGAGGAUCGUGGGGCUCGCCCUUACUUACCCAGGAAGAAAUUCGAAGUCUGCAGGCGGAGGAUCCCGUGUCCUAUUCGGGCUACAAGCUCUUCCGCACUGACGUGGCCUUGGAGGAACUGCCUGUCGUCGAUUCCCUCGACAAUUCGCACGGCGUCGAUGUCUGGUCCUGGCGCAAAAAGGGCAAUGAACCCCAUUACGAGGUGGACCUACUCACGCCUCCCUACGCUGAACAGAAGGUCCGCGAGGUCUUCACAGAGUACAGCCUCAAGUACCACGAGGUGAUUGACGACCUGCAGAGCGCCAUCAACCUGGAACUCGGCGACGACGAGUUCUUCUCCUGGAACCGUCCUGCCCAUCCUAUGACAUGGCACAAGUACCACUCCGUCCAAGAAAUGGACCAGUACCUGGACUACCUACAGGCUCAGUACUCCCACCUCAUCACCGUAGAGGAAAUUGGCAAGUCCUCUGAGAAUCGAACCCUGCGAGUAGCUAAGGUUUCCAGUGGACCUAACAAACCUGCUAUUUUUAUCGAUGGAGGGCUUCAUGCUCGUGAGUGGAUCUCCCCUGCUACUGCCAUGUACAUACUUCAUCGAUUAGUCGAGUUCAGUUGGGAGGAACCAGAUCUCAUCAGUAACUUUGAUUGGUACAUCAUGCCCAUGGGCAACCCUGAUGGUUAUGAAUAUUCUCGCCUUCAUGAUCGCCUCUGGCGAAAGACUCGCUCGGUCAACCAUGGAUACCCUAAAUGUUUUGGAACGGAUCCCAACAGGAACUUUGGCUACAAGUGGCUUACAGGUGGUUCAUCCACGAACCCUUGCAGUCCACUCUUUGCUGGACAUGCGGCUUUUUCUGAACCGGAGACAAAGGCCAUCAGAGAUUUUCUUUUGAACCAUGCAGACCAGGUAAAGGUGUAUGCAUCCAUUCAUGCAUAUUCUCAAAUGUGGAUGUUACCUUGGGCAAGUUCACUCGAAGCUCCAUCCAACUACAAAGACAUGAUUGAUAUCGCAAAACUAGCUAUACAGGCAAUUCAUAAAAACUCUGGAACAGAGUAUACUUAUGGCCAGGUCACCGAACUCCUUUACAUUGCCUCUGGGUCUUCAGGAGACUAUGCAUACAGUAUUGGGAUACCAUACAGUUUCAGCUUGGAACUCCGCGACUUGGGACGCUAUGGAUUUAUCCUACCCAAGGAACAAAUUGAACCUACAGGAAUUGAAACUUACCAGGGAAUUAAAGCCAUGGCCCGAGGUGUGUAUGACAAGCUCUUCCCAUCCAAUCAAAUUUAAGAUUCUAUAGAAUAAUUCUAUUUCACUCUACUUGAAAACCCUCUUCAUACUAAUACAAAAUUAUAUGAUCUUUUCUUUGAUAUAACAAAACUCUGUUCAGUUACCUGAUGCCAAUUCUGCAGUUUAUUUUCAAUUUUUAAUUUUUCCACUUCAACAUCACCGAGAAUCAAGAGUUCAUAAAGUGACAAGUACAGAAUUACAGACUGUGUAAUUCUUUGUAAGACUUUCUGAAUAAAACAUUGCAUAGUGUGUGUUCACACACAGCUGAUCAUAGCCGCUACAAAUCGUGUAAACAAAUUAAUAAUGUAUAUACUUUGUAUAAUUUUCAUGUUGGCUACUUAAGCGCUUUCUCCUGAUAGUUUCUUUCCUUUCCCGGUACUGCAGAGGCCUCGCAUUUAAGUAAAUCAGUUAUUUUCUUUUUUUAGCAAACUGAAAAUGGGUCAUGGCACAUUACAAUUCAAUUUCUUGCCUUCCUGUUUCAUAACUACAUUUCUAUCUCAUAAUUUAUUAUAUCUCACUGUGUAAGAUUAUAUUUUAUUUAUUAUUUAUUUAUAACUGUAUGAAACAAUGAAUGCCUUAGAAUAUUUAUUACUGAGUGCAUAUAGCUUUUAAUAUGUAAUUGUUCUGUAGUCAUGGUAUAUACAAUGCAGCAACUGUAUUUAUUAAAUAUAUAACUUAUUACAUAAAUAAAUGGGGUGGCAGACAGAAUAUUUAUAUACUGUAGCCUCA
Molecule: messenger RNA, 2631 nt
Organism: Procambarus clarkii (red swamp crayfish)
Lineage: Eukaryota; Metazoa; Arthropoda; Malacostraca; Decapoda; Cambaridae
Product: carboxypeptidase B
Biological process (GO): proteolysis
Molecular function (GO): metallocarboxypeptidase activity; zinc ion binding
Source: RefSeq, a predicted model, not a curated record